Messenger RNA from Closterium sp. Yama58-4, 2139 nucleotides. NCBI's taxonomy places the organism in Eukaryota, Viridiplantae, Streptophyta, Zygnematophyceae, Desmidiales, Closteriaceae. The record is from the annotation of a GenBank genome assembly.
AUGGCUCGGCGAUGGUCGUCGACGGCUGUGAAGCUGACGCUAAUCAUCACCGCCAUCGCAUUGUUACUCUGGCGAAGCCCGUUACAACCCCUCGUCAUCCACUCAGAAAGGUUACUAGAGCCCCCUCCCUCGCAUUCCUCAGCCCCGUUUCCCCUCUCCGCCGCCUCCUCGUCAUCCUCGUUUUCAGCGUCUUCGUUUUCCGGUAGCGAGUUUCCCGCCUUGGCGUCAACGUCUGAUGCGACGACCGUAGGUCCGAACAGGCGACUGCUUUCGUCGUCGCCAGUCGAGAUUGAGAUCCAUGCGACGGAGACACCACACGCCGUGCGACAGUCCGUGCGACAGUCUGCACGACUGGAUGUACGGCAGUCUGAGCGACUGGAUGUGCGACAUUCUGAGCCUCUCACGCAGAGUCAUAUACCCGAAGCCAAACUCGUUAUAAGCACAGCGGCAAGCGUUCUACCGGCUUCCCCGCACAACACUUCCACAUUUUUCGCCGCUUCCCCUCCCCUCAAGCGGAAAAUCUCCCCCCUACUCCCGCACGACCCCGCGCCCGGGAACUGCUCCGCGCCGAUUCACGGUUCCCCCGCGGAGCAGUGCGCCGCCGCGCGCGCGGAAGCCGCCUGCCGCAGCGGCGCGCAGCUGGAAUACCUCCAAUUCUUCUACUGCACGUUUGAAGGAAGCCCGAUAGGUGUCGCGCUGCUGCUGACGUGGCUGGCGGCGCUGAUUUUCCUCCUGGGGAAUGUCGCGGCGGAUUUUUUCUGCCCCUCGUUAGAAGAACUCGCGGAGCUGCUGCGGCUGCCGCCCGCUGUAGCGGGGGUGACGCUGCUGCCGCUGGGGAAUGGCGCGCCUGAUGUGUUCGCCAGUGUGGUGGCGUUUGUGGGAAAAGGACAUCAGAGCCUGGUGGGCUUCAAUGGUGUGUUGGGUGCGGCGUGCUUUGUCUCCACCGUGGUGGCUGGCUCCGUUUGUCUUGUAGCGGCCAGCAAGGCCCCGAGAGUCCAGUUGCACCGAUCGUCCUUUAUACGAGACCUGACGUUCUUCCUCCUAGCUGUCCUGGCCCUGUGUGUGCUGGUAUGGCAGCGCGCGGUGCAUCUACCCCACGCGCUGCUCUUCUUCUCCAUCUACCCUGCCUACUGUCUGGCGGUCGCGCUUUACCACUGCCUGCCAACGCGCGAGCCACGCACCCCCAGAUUCCAGAUCCACCCUUUCCUCCGCUCAGUAUCCCAGGCAACGAUUCCCCACUGGCUGUGGACACACGAGCGAUCGCUUUUCCACUCCCGUCUGCACACCCACCACUACCUCCACCCCAGCAACUACCUCCCCCUCCCCUUCAUCUUCUCCCGGGAGAAUUCGGCCAAUAGCGACGCGCCACCUGGCCACGUGGAGGCCGAGGACGUGACAGCUGGCAGCUGCUCAGUGGUGCUGCCGCCCUGCCUGCUGUCCCCCCCGCUGUCCUCCUCCCCGUCCCGCACCCCCCCUCCCGUGCUCCACUCUACUGCUUCUGCUGAUUUCGCCGGUGCUGCUGAUGCUGAUACUGCUGCGGCUGGUCUUGCUGGUGUUGUGGCUGGUGCUACUCGUGGUGGUGGUAACCGCAUGGCGGCGAGCGUAACGGAUGACUUAAGGGAGCCGCUGUGGGGGUAUGACGAGGAGAUGGAGGACCCUGAGCUGGUGAGUGUCGCUCCGUAUGACGUGGCAAGCCUCUUGGCACAUCGAAAGACCGAAUCUGGUGAAGAGCAAGUGCUAGUUCGCUUUUUCGGCUUUGCAGACGAAGAAGACGAGUGGGUGUCGGCUCGUCUCUCUGUCCGCCCGCGCUCCCUCCCCUGCGAGGGCUCCGAGUGUGUCGCCGUGCUGCCUGGGGACGUGGUGCUCUGCUUCCAGGAAGCUUCCGACCAGGCGCUUUAUUUCGAUGCCGAUGUGCGGGACGUGCAGAGGAGGCGGCAUGACGUGAGGGGGUGCAGGUGCCGCUUUUGGGUCCGGUACCGGCAUGACAACACCGAGGAGGUGGUGCCUCUGCGCAAGAUCUGCCGAAGGCCCGAGACUGAGUAUAGGGUGAAGGCAGCACAGCAGGUGGAUAGGGCGGUGGGGGAGCAGAGGGGAGCAGAGGGGAAGAAGGCGAGUGUGAAGCAGAGCAAAGGGAACUAG